This is a messenger RNA of Osmerus eperlanus (European smelt), 7300 nucleotides long. RefSeq names its product myopalladin (gene mypn). Gene Ontology annotation, molecular function: protein kinase activity. The transcript is spliced from 21 exons. Lineage: Eukaryota; Metazoa; Chordata; Actinopteri; Osmeriformes; Osmeridae. The record is from RefSeq and is a predicted model, not a curated record. Bases 172 to 6015 code for a protein of 1947 amino acids.
UAUUUCUCUGUAAAAUCCAAGGUUAACUAGAAACUAGGAAGCCUGGGCAGCUGCCUGUGUCCAGAUUAUCCCAGGUGGCCACCACCGGAAGACCGUAAUCUCCCUCUUUGAGCACAGGUGUGCUCCGAGGAUUGACAGAUCCGGACGGGGCCAGCUGGGUUUAUUUGAAGCAUGACUGAGAACAAAGUGGACCAGCCAACUUCAGUAUCUCAGCUCUUAAGAGAGAGCUACCUGGCAGAAGCACGAGCACACCAAAGACACAGCGAGAUGAGUCGCUCGGACUCCUCCUCCUCGCGGCACCUCGUCUAUGGGCCUCUCAAAGGCAAGGCUGAGGAUUCAGUGGGGCACGAAGACCCCCAGCUCCCAGACCUCUCAGCCUUCCUGAGUCAGGAGGAGCUGGAUAAAAGUGUCAACCUGGCUCGCCAGGCCAUCGGACAUGAGUCCUAUCAGGAGAAGGCAGAGGUCAAGUCCCUCACCGCCUCUGCCACCAACUCCUCCACCUGCACUGCCACUUCCUCUGCCACCUCCCCUUUAACCGCUCCCCCCUCCACUCCUCUUGCUGCCCACUCCACCCCCUUUGCUGCCCCUUCUUCCAUCCCCUUUACUAUCCCCUCAGUCUUGCCAACCACACAGUUAGCCCCAGAAAGAAAAGAGCAUCCACUGACACACUCCACAUUGUCAGCAGAGAGACAGACACAACAGCCCCCAAUGCAGGACAGUAUGAUGAGGAAUAACAAGGCCCCCAAGGAGGGCUUUCAAGACUUCAACGUGUCAGCCAGGAACACACCUUACGGCCCGGAGACACAGUCCAAAAAGGAGUUCCUCAACAAGGCUGCAGACUUCAUUGAAGAGCUCUCGUCUCUCUUCAAGGCCAACAGCUCCAAGAGGAUACGGCCGAGAACGUGCAAGGCCCACAGGAGUAGGCAUCAGAACAAGAGCCAUUCGGAAGGGGCUGUGUUCGCCCUCAACACAGAGGACAGGGAGAGACCUAUUCUACCUCAAGAGAUGGAGAGGCCUGCUCCUGCCUUUGGCUGCCAGCCUGAGAACCAGAUGGACCCAGCUGAGUUUGAUCAUGCAUCACCCGGGGAGCUCUCCAUGCAGGACUGCAGGACUACAGAGGAUCAGUAUGAGUCUGGGGGGACGGAGGUGGAGGAGACCGAGAGCCCUGUCCUUGCAGAGAACACCUACAGAGCAGAGCCUGUCUGCGAGCCUCCUUGCUUCAUCCAAAAACUGAAAAGCAGGGAAGUUGCAGAAGGCAUCAAGGUCCAGUUGGACUGCAUCGUAAGGGGACUUCCCAUGCCUGAAGUCCGAUGGUUUUGUGAGGGGAAGGAGCUGGAGAACAGCCCGGACAUUCAGAUCAUCAACAACGGCGAGCUACACUCUCUGAUCAUUGCAGAGGCGUUUGAGGAAGACACUGGGCGUUACUCCUGCUUCGCCUCAAACUUCUACGGCACAGACUCCACCUCAGCAGAGAUAUACAUAGAAGGAGCCUCCUCCACAGACUCUGAAGGGGAACAACGUUUUGAACACACAGCACAACUGAAGAGCAAAACAGCCCAACUGGCCCCAUUUGUACCUGUGGUGGCCAAUACAGGGGUGUCUGUUGAUGUGGAAGACCACGCCUCAGAGAACCCUGAGGAGUAUCAACAGGAAGUCCCCUCAAAGCCAUCUGGUCUCAUGACCACAUCCUCUCUACCUCUUCAGACAACAACCACUGUGAUUCCUGUUCUGGAGGUACCACCUGCAAUACCUGAUCAGGAGAGCUUUGCACUGGCAGACACCCCGGAAGUGACAGCACCUGUCCAGGAGGUUCCGACGCUGUCAUCUGUAGAUACAGAAUCUACACUCGCACAGGACAAGCCGAGACCUUUAGCUGCUUUGGCAACGUCCAUACUGCUACCUGUGCUUACUGCUACAACUCUACCACUGACCCAGGUGGUCUCCUCUGCACUGCCCAUCCAAGUGGCUCCCACACAAACAACUCCCCCUGAGAGUCAGAAUUCCAACGAGAUUCACCUUCAAGAAUUAAACGUGAGACCUAUCAUGGCUGCUCCUGUAUUCACAAAGUCUCUGCAGGACCUGUUAUCGUUGGAGGGCCAGCUGGUGGUGCUAGAGUGCCGUGUAAAGGGGGUGCCCUCCCCCAAAGUCAGCUGGUACAGAGAUGGAAUUGCUCUAGAAGACUCCCCUGACUUCAGAAUCUUACAAAAGAAGCCUAGAUCUAUGGCAGAAUCAGAGGAGAUAUGCACUUUGGUCAUUUCUGAAGUUUUCCCUGAAGAUUCUGGAACAUUUACUUGCACUGCAAGCAACAAGUAUGGAACUGUAUCCAGUAUUGCUUCACUGAGGGUAAAAGGCAAUGGCAAUAACAGCAAUCAUGUGCAAGCCAGUCAACUCGCAGAGCCUUCACUAUCUGAACUCCCCAAACCUCAGUCUGAGAGCUCUAUGAGCAUCAAGCCACACUCCAGCACCAUCCGCUUGGACCCUCUCAGCUCCAGUAGCCUACGCCUGGACCCUCUGAGCACCAGUACCCUGCGUCUAGACCCUCACCGCUCCAGCGUGCUGCGCCAGGACCCUCUCAGCACCAGUCUCCCCAGCCUGGACCCCCUUAACCUCAGCACCCUCCACCAAGACCUGCCAGGCUCCACGAUGGUGCGUCCAGACGCCCAAAAGACUCAUGAGGGGGCCUCGUUUUACAAACCCUUCACAAGCCCACUGAUGACCGAGUCCCAAAGCAGUAGCUUUAAAAAUGGUCAGGAAGAUUCUAGACCUAAGGCAGCCAUUGUUGGGUCAUCUAAAGGGGAGGGGACAGUCAACCACCAGAAUGUGAACCCCACUGUUGUGCCGCUGCCGGACCCCCCAACCUCAUCCUGCCUGAAGUCUGGGGUCCUGGUAAACCACAAAGAGCCUCGGUCCGGCUCCAGGGUGGGACUACGUGUUCACUUUAAACUGCCAGAGGAUGAGGAGGAUGAGGAUAGUGACGCAUCCAACAGCCUAUCAAAUGAGGAUAUGGAUCAGGCAUCAGCCAACAAAGAACCACCACCAGUACUGGCCAAACCAAAGCUGGACCCAGUCCAGCUCCAGCUCCUCCACAACCAGGUCCUGAUGGAGCAGCAACAGGAGGGUGAACCCUCGAACCAGAAGGAGGCCUCGAACUGGCCAGCAAAGGCACACCACCACCCCCACCCACAAUCAAAGUCCCAGGUUCAGCCUCUGCCCCAAGCAGAACCCCAGUCUCAGAUCCAGGUCAAAUUGACAACCCAGCCCCAGCCUCAGCCCCAUGUCCAACCUCAGCCCCUUGUCCAGCACCAGCCCCAGCCCCAGUUCCAGCCUCAACCUCAGCCCCAGUUCCAGCCCCAGCCCCAGCCGCAGCCCCAGUUCCAGGCCCAAUUCCAGCCCCAGUUCCAGCCUCAGUCUCAGCCCCAGCCUCAGCCCACAACACAGCUCCAGCCCCAACCCCAGUUCCGGCCUCAGUCCCCAUUUCAGCCUAAAUCCCAGUCGGAACCAAGCCUACAUCCCCCACCCAUCCCCACAUUCAUGCAAACAUCUAAUGCACCUUUAUUUACCACAGCCCCCACAUCUUCACUGACCUCCAUUCCUGUGACCAGACUACACACCACCGCUGCACCGCUAGUGAGCACUAUGCCUGCACCACUUCAAAGCAUCACAUUUGCACCUCACUUGAACUCCGCCCCUGCUCCACCUAAGAGCACCCUGCCAUCCCCACCCCUUCUGAAAACAGCUCCUCUCGUGACGUCCCCUCCCCCUGCCCCUCAACUGACAACAACUCCUGCACACUACAUGAACACAACACACACACACCCCUUGAGUGUGGCAGCUGUUACCCAGAUGACCACAAUUCACGCAUCUCAUCUGAAUCUAGCCCCUUCGUCCCUGCCUAGGACCCUACCCACCACCCCCCAGUUUAGCUCCCCCUCCACCCCACAUCUGAGCACAGCCCCCGCAGCAUCACUCAGCUCCAUCCCUGCUUCUCUUAACAAAGUCCCCACCUCCCUUCAGGAUACCUCCCCCUAUCCCAUGCUGAGAAGCACCCAUGCUUCCCUAAUGAACUUGGCCCCCACAUCCCAGAGCUUCAACUACGCUAGGCCCAAGGAGUUCAUCGCUGCCCAGAGCCUCUCUCCAGUCAGGAGUCCCCCUCCGACAGAGUCCCCUGUUCCCCUGCUCCAUGAGCUUGCCGCUGAGCUCCUAUCCUCCACAGCCAAGUCCCCCACCUCCACUCCCUUCUCCCCCCCGCCCAGGGUCUUCCCCAUCAGGGUGCUGAAGUCCCCCACCAGCCCCACCAGCCCCCUCAGCUUCAUGUCCUCUCCCACCCUGGUACCCGCAGCCUUCCUCAACUCUGUAUUUGCUCUACGGUCACAGUCGCCCCCCCAGGCCUCUUCCCCCACCUCCAGCAGCUCCACCCCCAGCCCCAUUCAGAACCCCGUAGCCUUCCUCAGUUCCGUCUUGCCCUCCCUGCACACUUCACAACCCACCAACUCCAUGGGCCUGCCCAGAAGCGCUCCAGCAGGGCCUCCUCAAGGCAUACUGAAGAAGGUGCCCAGGACUCGUUUAUUGUCAAACGAUGAAAUUCGAGACAGCAGAGAGUCCCUCUUUCAAGAUAUAGAGAAAAAGCUUCAGUUCAAAGAUGAAGCCACGCGUUUUGUACAACAGAAGCCGACUAAUGAGGGGAAAACAGCAAGCAGACCCUUUGGACCAAACAUUCCCGCUACUGUCUUUAACUAUGAUGAGGAGUACAAAGUGUCCAACUUUGAGCAUAGACUGAUGAGUGAGAUAGAGUUCCGUCUGGAGCGUACGCCAGUGGAGGAGUCAGACGACGAGGUGCAACACGAUGAGAUCCCCACAGGGAAGUGCAUCGCCCCCAUAUUUGACAAGAAGCUGAAGAACUUUAGGGCCAUGGAGGGUGUCCCAGUCACGUUCUCAUGUAAAGUCGUUGGCAUCCCCAUACCUAAGGUUUAUUGGUUCAAGGACGGAAAGCAGAUCCUGAGUAAAAAUGAUCACUUUAAGAAGAUCAGAGAGGGGGAUGGAACCUGUGCCCUCCACAUAGAGACCACCAUCAAUGAUGACGACGGCAACUACACUGUCAUGGCAGCUAACCCCCAGGGACGAAUCAGCUGUUCCGGUCACUUGAUCGUCCAAACGGGUCCCGUACGAAACCGUCUGACACCCAUGAUUCACUCUCAGAGAGUACGGGCCCGUGUACAGGAAGUGGAGGAGGGUGAGCAAACCCAGGAACGCUUUUUCCGACCUCACUUCCUCCAGGCUCCAGGAGAUAUGCUGGCCCAUGAGGGCAAGCUGUGUAGGUUAGACUGUAAGGUGAGUGGUCUUCCAAACCCAGAGCUGAUGUGGUUGAUUAACGGAAGGCCCAUCUAUCCAGACUUCUACCACCGUAUGCUGGUGAGGGAGAACGGUGUUCAUUCACUGGUCAUGGACCCCCUGACACAGAACGACGCAGGGACCUACACCUGCAUCGCCAGCAACAAAGCGGGACAGAGCUCCUUCUGUCUGGAGCUAAAGGUUGUUGAAAAAGAAAUGAAGCAACCACCCCAGUUUGUUGAGAAGCUCCAGAACACUGGUAUCCCCGAGGGAACUCCAGUCAGACUGGAGUGCAGGGUGGUGGGCCUGCCCCCUCCUGUCAUCUUCUGGAAGAAGGACAAUGACAGCAUCCCUAGCACAAAGGACAGAGUCAACAUGCACCAGGAUGCCACUGGUUAUGUUUGCCUUUUAAUUCAACCAACCAGGAAAGAGGAUGCUGGUUGGUACACGGUGUCAGCUAAAAACGAGGCUGGUAUCGUAUCAUGCACAGCUAGGCUAGACAUCUAUGCCCAGUGGCACCAGCAGGUCCCAGUGCUCAUGAAGAAGUCUCAACGCCCUGGAAGCCGCUAUGCUGUUCUGACAGGUCAAGGCCUGGACAUCAGGUCUGCCUUCCCCACCACAGACAACAGCCCUAUCCUGUUCUCCAGCUCCCCUGUGGAGGCCACACUGGAGAGUGAGGAGCUGUAAUCAGGACAGGAGAGACAUCUUAGUGCAACCAUAUACCCAAAGACACCACACACACUAUCCCCACCAGCACUGGCUCUGUAAAUGUAAACCACAAUCAUCUGUAGCCUUCUCACCCAGUGUGUACUGUAGCAUGAGCUGUUAUCUUCUAAAUCUAGACUUAUGCAAUUAUACAUCAUAUCUGGGGAGGUGAGAGGGAAUACACAGAGGAUUACCAUAUGAGAAGAAUGUCCCGUAAUUUGUGUGGUUGUCAGAUGUGAUAUAUUGACAUUAGAAUAACAGAGAAUUUUUGUUUCACCGAAUCAAGAAUCGUAUUUGUCAAACUGUCAACCUAAUGGUGUGGCCAUUCCUACUGAACUGCACCAUUUGUACUGUCUUAUUCACACUGUCCCACAAAGCAAGAUCAAUGUGCAAAGUCUUAGUUCAUGAGCCACCUCUGGGGUCCUCUAAAAGUUUUGAAUAAUAGAUAGUUCACGUUUUCUACUUCCUUGUAGCAUCAUCGUGAGAUUAUAGAUUAACCAUGAGUACACACUUUCAUUAAGCACUUCAACCUGUUUUUAUGGCAUAGUUUUAAAUACAUAGUUUUACUAUUUAUAUGGGUUUCACACCACUUAUUUUUACUGUAAACUUAGAGUAUAUUAAAUUACAGUGUAUUGAAGUUAGUAUUAUAUAGUAGUAUGAAUAAUUUGUGGGCUGAUUCACCAACUUUAUGUUUGCUAAAGAAACAGUAGAUUGUGAAAACAUAUUUACAGUUAUUUGAAUUUAAAUAUACUUUGACUAUACUAUAACUAGAUUCCCUUUUAUAUUCAAUUCAAGAAACAUUAUUUUUAAAACAUCACACACCUUUACACCCCAUUGUUUAUGCAUGCUUAAGUAAAAGAAAACAAGCUCACUGAAGAUAGGCUCUGUUACUUCUCACUGUCAUACAAGCACAUAGUUCUGGUCAUAGUAGUUCUCUACUGCACAUCUAGAGCCUCAUUCAAGGUUUUGCAUUUUAAACAUUCAAACAGUAACAUAAUGUUUACUUUACAGAGUUGAGUUUUUAAAGUGAGGAACUUUGGCUGCUCUGUUAUGUCUUUACAGCAAUAUAGUUUUUAUUUUGAAAGAUAAACUUAUGUGUUACAAUUUGUCUACUGAUUUGGUAUUUUUUGUUAGGCUAACAACUGACAAAUAAUAAGUUAAAUGUUUAAAAGCUUCUGUUAAAAUAAGAUAAAGUUGCACCAUGUAAAAUAGUUAUUAUAUGUAAAAUAUAUAUAAAAUGAGAAUAAAGUUGUAUUUAUUAAAACAA